AUGACUACGACCAGAAAUCAUCCCAAGGAUUCCCUGCCAAAAGAUUCUCCGAGAAGAUCAUCAAGAAUCAAGACUGAAGGACCUCGCUACACGAAAAGGGUGCACAACAGCGCUCGAAGCCCACAAAGAGAAGAGAGUCACUCCCCUCUCCACCGAUGGAAAGACGAAGAAAACGCCAAAGUCCUCAAAGUUGAGCAAGAAAAAACCCGGGUCGGAGACCUCGAGACGUUAGUAUCAGCAUCAUCUUGCUCGACCAAAGGCACUCCACUUACAAGCCACAUAGACUGUCAGGGUCAUCCAGCCGAGGAUUUUUCCCACCUUUACAACGAGUUACAAGAUCUGAAAAGACGAUACCCGCGGUGGGGCAAGGAACAUGCUGAGCUGUAUUUCGGGGCAGUACGUGGUAUCCCCACUUUCUUGGACCAGAGACGCAGCGACGCCUUGAUGCAAGACGCAUUGCUCAGAUUAGACUCCAUCGCUGGCUCGAAGAAAGAUGUCCAGAUGUUCAUAGCUCAUUGGAAGGCUGCCGCACCACUCGCACAGCGUCUCACAUCCCAGAGACAGUUUGACUUACAUUAUUAUCUCACGUUGCCUGUGGGCAGAGCAUAG
Molecule: messenger RNA, 609 nt
Organism: Aureobasidium namibiae CBS 147.97
Lineage: Eukaryota; Fungi; Ascomycota; Dothideomycetes; Dothideales; Saccotheciaceae
Exons: 3
Coding region: 1-609 (202 amino acids)
Source: RefSeq, a predicted model, not a curated record